Messenger RNA from Gossypium raimondii (Peruvian cotton), 1136 nucleotides. RefSeq names its product vesicle-associated protein 1-3. Gene Ontology annotation, biological process: endoplasmic reticulum membrane organization. The record is from RefSeq and is a predicted model, not a curated record. Gene Ontology annotation, cellular component: plasma membrane; endoplasmic reticulum membrane. The transcript has 8 exons. NCBI's taxonomy places the organism in Eukaryota, Viridiplantae, Streptophyta, Magnoliopsida, Malvales, Malvaceae. The coding region runs from base 162 to 866 and encodes 234 amino acids.
AACCGCUUUGUAUCAGACUCACUUUCGUUCUUCCCGAUCUCACAAAUUUCUACUAAUUUCAUUUUCUUGAUUUGCUUAUUUGUCUUCAUAUUUUGAUUUUAUCAGCAGAGAAUUAAAAAAAAAUUCAAUCUGAAUAACUGUAAAUAUCCUGGUUUAGAUCCAUGAGUAUGGGAGAUCUCAUCAGUAUUCAUCCAUCAGAGCUUAAAUUCCCAUUUGAAUUGAGGAGGCAAAGUUCAUGUUCUAUGCAAUUGACGAACAAGACGGAAAAAUAUGUUGCGUUUAAGGUUAAAACAACUAAUCCGAAGAAAUAUUGUGUUCGUCCCAACUCUGGUAUUGUUUUGCCUGGAAGUUCAUGCAAUGUCACCGUUACCAUGCAAGCUCAAAAGGAGGCACCUCCUGAGCCAUGCAGGGACAAGUUCCUCGUCCAGAGUGUUGUUACUCCUGAUGGUACAACCAGCAAAGACAUAACCCCGGAAAUGUUUAACAAAGAGGAUGGUCGGGUUGUGAACGAGUUCAAAAUGCGAGUCAUUUACAUUCCUGCUAAUCCGCCCUCUCCUGUUCCUGAAGGAUCUGAAGAGGGGACCCCUCCCAGAGCAUCUUCACAAGAAAAUGCGAAUCAAAAUUUUGAAGAGGUAUCAAGAUCUUUAGAGGAUACUAAAGAGAAGUCCUCAGAGGCGUGGUCUGCAAUUUCGAAGUUGACAGACGAGAAAUCUUCUGCUUUGCAACAAAAUCAGAGGCUGCGUCAGGAACUGGAACAAAUAAGAAAAGAUAUUAGCAAAAGUCGUGCCGGUGGGUUCUCUCUAAUGUUUGUGAUGCUAGUUGGUCUACUUGGUGUCCUGGUUGGCUAUUUUGUUAAGAGAGGUUAGGAAGAACUGUAUUCGGAACCAACUUGGAUUAAAAAUUGUCGGAGUAAGUAGUAAUUAGCGGCUGUUUUUUGAAGUUUUGUUUUUCAUGACUUUUUUUUAGGUCCUUUUGCUUGUAGUGUGUAAAAAUUGUAGCCCUGAUAAAAAAAAUGUGUUGCUUAUAGUUAAAAUGAUUGAUUGUUGAAGUUGAUCACGUGAAUUGAUUCCAUGGUGGUUUAGAUAGUCUCCAACUUAUGUAAACUAAGAUAUUGUUAAUGAAUUUGCGUUUUGCAA